GGAGCCCGGCGGCCCGUAGCAUACCUUGGUGGAUCAAGUGGGGACUGAGUUUGUUUGGAGAUAUACGCAGAAAGACUGGGAAAACUUUGGUUAUACUUUCAUAUCCAUGACAAUUAUCAGGGGCCCUUCAGAGAGGCUUCUGGGAAUCUUGCCAUGUUCAAGGCAGUGCUGAAGAAGAACAGAGAUGGAGGCAAGGGGAGCAAGAAGGACUCAGGUGAUGUUCACAGCCACAGUGCCCAAAGAAGAUUCCCACUGGAGACCAACCCUCUACUCCAGGGGCCGGGCGGCGGGCACCCUAACGUCCCUGACGAUGUUUUCAGAUUAAGCCUCGCCAAGGGAGUGUCCAUGUCCCUUCCAUCCUCCCCUCUCCUGCCACGACAGUCCUACAUGAUGCCCUUACGCCCGAGCAAGAGAUCACCAGGUCCAAUCAGGAAGCCCAAAUAUGUGGAGAGUCCUCGUGUUCCUUCUGAUGCCAUCGUUUCAGCGCUGAGGAAGGUGGCCGAUAACAAUG
This is a messenger RNA of Notothenia coriiceps (black rockcod), 511 nucleotides long. Its product is annotated as protein TANC1-like. Lineage: Eukaryota; Metazoa; Chordata; Actinopteri; Perciformes; Nototheniidae. The transcript is spliced from 4 exons. The annotation marks the transcript as partial. The record is from RefSeq and is a predicted model, not a curated record.